AUGGAAACUACUGAAUCAAGCCUUUCGAGAGAAACGACGUACUCCAGUUCUCAUGACUCCGAUGAAUACUAUGAUCGUUUGAGAAACAUGAUUUUCAAGAAUCUGGAAACUCCAGGGACACCAAUCACUAAGAAACUACAAGGUACAGGCGAUCCUCAUGCGAGGCAACUGCUCCGCAAGCGUCUUCUACGCAAGAACAACAAAAAAACGUGUGACCAGGAACUAUCCUUUGUGAAUGAUAAUAUUCGGUACUAUCAACUGAUAGAUUUUGCGCAGAGAACAAGGUGCCGGUGGGAUCUGUACAGCUUAUAUUAUCUCAAAACUGCAGCUCGUCGAAGCUACGGAUACAGUUCUAAAAAUGCGGAAUUGACAGCCAAAUCUGAAGACCCAGCAGUUCAACUCCUGGAUCCCAAGAAGUCAGCUCUUCGCUGGAUGCUCUGGUGUGAGGCAGAACCACAUGCCGGAGGAAUUCUCGCAGACGAUGGGCAUGGAUAAAAACUUAUUGAUGUUUUCAUUGAUAAUGGAAACAAACGCGUGAAACGAUAAAAAAAGAAGUGGUGGAGCAGAAACAGUAAAAAAAUGAUCAUGAGUCCGCUGUAUAGCAUUCAGGUAAAAACGCGA
This is a messenger RNA of Caenorhabditis elegans, 621 nucleotides long. RefSeq lists its product as uncharacterized. The record is from RefSeq and is marked reviewed. Lineage: Eukaryota; Metazoa; Nematoda; Chromadorea; Rhabditida; Rhabditidae. Bases 1 to 495 code for a protein of 164 amino acids. The transcript has 3 exons.